Molecule: messenger RNA, 4574 nt
Organism: Schistosoma turkestanicum
Lineage: Eukaryota; Metazoa; Platyhelminthes; Trematoda; Strigeidida; Schistosomatidae
Source: the annotation of a GenBank genome assembly
UUUGUGACUUUUUGAGGUGUACGCAUGUUUGAAUUCAUAAUAAUUAUGACAGGAGACAGUCAUGGUGAUUGAGCAGUUAAUGAAGAGAAUGAGCAUUAACCCUGUACCCAGAAAAACUUCAUCUAUACACAAACAUCCUACUCUCACAUUUGGUGCGCCACUUCAAGAUGUUAUAGAGCGCGACAAGACUGAAAUUCCAAUUGUUGUUUCUGAUAUAUUCAAUUUCUUAUUAGAUAACGGUGGAUUGCAAUGCGAAGGCAUCUUUCGUGUAAAUGGAAAUUCUCGAACAGUUGAGAUUUUGCGUACCGUUGUCAAUGAAAAUGGAAGUUACUGGCGUUUAGGGGAAUUUUCAAGCAUAGCUGGAGACUUAGAUCGUACGGUUGACGUUUUCUCUGUUGCUAGUCUUCUUAAGUUGUAUCUCAGGGAAUUACCAGAAGGAUUAAUUCCAGAAAAUGUCACCGCAUCAUUUUUGAAAAUUUAUUCGGAAUAUGGAUCAAAACAAGAUCUUUAUCUAAUUCAAUUGGAAAAUUUAAUUGCUCAAUUGCCAGUAUUCAAUUAUACUCUGCUGAAGCAUUUAUGCCAAUUUCUACAUCGUGUAUCUGUUCAUCAAUCUGAGAAUAAAAUGUCUACCGAAUCACUGGGUAUUGUAUUUGGACCGAAUGUUUUUCGAUUUACACCUGAAAAAUUGAAUUAUCGGGAACAGAAUUCAGUCAAUGAUAUCAUGACAACUUUAAUUGAAUAUUCUAACAAUUUAUUUCGUAUGAUUGCUCCAAGAUAUGAAAAUGUGUCAAUUUUAAAUGAUAAUUUGUCUGGCAAUAAUUAUACACAAAUUCAUCAAAUCCCAUUUAAUGAGACAUCUGUUCAAAGUGUUCGAAAUAAAAUAUAUAGCACUUCAGAAAGCUUAUCCAGUAUGGAGUCUUGCAAUGAUGCAGAAGAAUAUGUUGGUACUGAAAGUCCUACUCAGUCAACAACAAAAGUUGAAACAAAUCACAUGAGAACACGUCAAAUCACCAAUACAUAUUGUAAUUUUCCACAGACUGGUAUUAAAAAUUCAACAACUGCACCUGCAACAACAGCAGCAGCCACAACGAAAACAACAAGAAAUAAUGUAUCAGAACUGACAAAAAUCAACGAUAUUGUCGAUACAAAUGAUAAUCAAUUUAAGCAUAAAUCAUCCACGUGUGAUAUAAUUUCAACAUACUUAGAAAUAGCUAUUCGAUCAUGUAUACAAGAGCAUUUAUUCCAGGAAAGCUUUUCAGAGACGGUAAAUAAUUCCAAUCAUAGUUUUGCCGGCAUAAAUCAAAUAGCAAAGUCAGAUUAUACAGAAGUCAAUCUGUCAAAAAUAAAUUAUAUGAAUCAUGCAAAUUUAAAAAAUUCCGAAACUAAUUAUUCAAAUUCACUGUCAACUACAAAUCGGACUAAUGAAUCCAAUGAGCAAAUUCUCAAUAGAUUAAAUCAUUAUUUAUAUAAUUUUAAAUCUCGUUUACGAGAAUAUGAAAAUCUAUUUGAACAAGAUUAUGGGCGUAAACCAACUGAUUCUGAUAAAUAUUCUAAUCCAAAGAUUAGUGAAUUAUUAUGUCAAGUGUCAGAAGUACAAACAGCAAUCAAGCAAAUUAAAUCAGGCAAAAUUUCUGAUUCACAUACACUUCCUAAUGGUACUAUUCAAAAUGGCUAUUCUUCAGCAUACACUAACUCUAUUGAUAAUAAUACUCAAAAUGGGAAACUAAUGUCAUCAGCUAGUUUGGUCAAUCAUUGUCCAGGGAAACAGUCUUUUUCUACAAAUGAUAACGAAGUCAAAGAUCAUGUACGAGACCUUCGAUCACCAAAUAAAUCAUUUUCUUCUAAAUCUUCAAUUAUCCCUAAUAUGACAGUUGAAAAUGAAAAUUUAUCCAAGCAAUCAGAUCUCAAUAAACCAACUAUUGAAAGUACAUGUUUAAUGCUUUCAAAACGAUUAACUGAGAAGCGUUUAAUGGCAAAUCGUCCUGAGGAUCUUCAUUUAAUGACUCCAAAACAGAUUGCAGCGGAAAAGUUAGCCAUACAAAAAGCUUUAUUAUUUUUUGAAAGCCUUCAUGGACGACCAAAAGAACAUCAAGAUCGUAUAACAAUGCGGCCAUUGUAUGAUAGAUAUCGUAGUGUUAAACGUCUAUUGAACUGUUUACAAUCAAACAAUAAUUUCAUAGAAGAAAAUAGUGAUAUGGAAGUUCAGUCAUCUUUGCCAUCGACCGAUGAUCACUUAAAGCUGCGAUCAGCAUUCUCACCAAAUACAAUGCCUAUAAUCAAUGAUAGUAGUAGUAUACAACAAAAAUCCAUUCAUUCUACUGGUACAACUAGCAAUAGUACUUGGUCAUUGAAAUCAACUAAUCCUGUUUCUUAUCCUAGUAGUUUACAAUCUCCUAAACAAUGUUAUAAUCCCAUGUCAUCUAUAUCUAAUAGUAAUAAUACACAUGUUCCACCUGUGAUGUCAUCAUCUACAUCUACUUCAUCAAUGUUUGCAUCAUCUAAUCCAGCUGCAUAUUCUUCUUCGAUUACCUCAUCUCAUAAUACUGUAGGUAAUAAUGAUCAUCAUAAUGAUAGAUUGGAUGUAGUAGCUCAAAAGUAUUCUACUGUUGUCACAUCAAUUUCAUCUACAGUUAAAUGUAACUCUACAGGGUCAUCCAAUCCAGUUGAACGAUCAACAUGUGUUAAUGAAAAACAGAAUGUUAACUAUUUGGCUCAUGAUAAACAACCGUUCAAGUUUAAUUCGAAUGUUGAUUCUCAUUACAAUGAAUUAGAUUGUGAUACAAAACGUAUGAAUGAUAGAAAUAGUCGAGUACCAUGCAGUAAUAAAAAUGAAUGGUUUGGAACAAUUGGUCUGAGUAAACGGAAUCAAGAUAAUGGUAAUAACGACUAUCAUGUAACUAAUUUUGAUCGUCAAUCUCAACUCUAUAAUGAACGUAACCUAAAUCCUCCUGUAGAAAAUACUGUAUCUGUCUUAACACAUACAUCAACUAGAUCAUUUGAUUCAUUGACUUAUUCAAAUAGACACAAAAGUGAAUUUUCUUCACCUAUUCAUCAAGAAAAUUUUGUCGGUGCUAAUAAACUAUCAUAUUUUUCUCCUCCACCUCCAAUUUCAUUAUCCUCAUUUUCCAAUUCGAAAAUUAUUCAAGCCAAUAAUAUUUCAAAUACAAUUCAUUCAAAUACUAAUAACAAUGCUAUUAAAAAAAAUCGUCGUCGUAUUCUUGCCACUUCAGAGAAUGCUACAGAUACUGCAUUACCUCGUGACAAAUCUGCUGUCACAUCACAAGUUAUUUCAUCAUCGGAUUUACCGAAUUGGUCCACUGCUGAUCUAAAGACAGCACUGCGUACUUUACGUGAAUCAAAACGUCAUCUACAAAAGACCUUAAAAGAUUUUGAACAUGAAUUUAUCCAAACUACUGGUCAAAAGCCAGAACGAGAGGAUCGAUUAUGCAUGCAUUCAGAGUACUGUGAAUACAAAGCCUUGAAAACACGUCUUUCCCAACUGGAAAAUGAAUUGAAAGUUCGAUGUACUUGACAUGAUCAAUAUUUUUGAAUUAUACUGUUUAGUCGUAUUGAAAAUUCGGUAUCAGGGUGAUAGAAAGGAAAGAGAAAAAAAAGAUGAAAAGAAAACUCAUGUUUUAUUUGUUUCUCAAUAGAAAUGGAGGAAAUCUUUGUUGGGUUAGUGUAUGUUUCUGCGAAUAAUAAAACCUUUCAUACUGUACAUAGAAUUCUCUUAGGUUCUCUUACUUAUUUAUAUUGAACUAAUAAUUUUUUUUUCAAAUGAUGGGGACAUUCGUUCUUUAACGUUUUAACUUUUUUACGCAAUGUAUGCACGUAAAUUAUCAGCUCAAUUUAGUUAAUUUUAUUUCAGGAAUAUUUUUGUUGCUAUCUGAGACGAAAUUGUAAUAAAUUCAGUUGAACUGAAAGAUUUUAUCAUAAUAGCUAAAAUAAUUUAAAUGUUCAUUUAAAUUUACUGUUAAUUUCUGUUUUAGACAUGGAAUUUUUUUAAAAGCCUUCUCAAUUCUACUUGUUAACUUUGUUAGUAGCGUUUCUUUUUGUGCGUAAAUAUUAAUGCUGUAAUUAUGAUUAAAUCGACCUCAAUAUUACGAAAUAGGGAAUUUCUUUCCAAUUUUAUAUUUACAUACUUUGUGAUUAUUAUUUCUGAUUGAAUCUUAUCUUUUUUUAUAUUUCAUUCGUGAUUAUAAAUAUUUAUUAAUACUUUUCAUUAUAAUGAUUACCAUAAAAAGUUUUCAGUUUUGAAAAGUAGAGCAUAUCAUUCUGUACAGUAGAUAACUUUUCAUGCUUUUUAUGCCAAUAUUAUAAGUUUCUUGUCUGUGUCUGCAUGAAAAAAUGUAAUUUAUUUUCUAUCUACGACAAAGAAUAAUUUUCACUUCAAUCUACAUUACACUUCAGAUACAUGUUGAUGUGCGUUUUAUCUCACCCUUGUAUGAGGCAAUGCUAGAUAUGAAUGUAUACUUAGUAAUGUACAUUUCAGUUGAUUUCUAAAAAUGCUAAAUAAAUAUUUAUUUUUGAAUAACAAUUUCCUUUGAAAUGUAGUUGUCUUUAUUCAAUUGCUC